Messenger RNA from Trichoplusia ni (cabbage looper), 5776 nucleotides. RefSeq lists its product as uncharacterized. The transcript is spliced from 7 exons. NCBI's taxonomy places the organism in Eukaryota, Metazoa, Arthropoda, Insecta, Lepidoptera, Noctuidae. Bases 197 to 5770 code for a protein of 1857 amino acids. The record is from RefSeq and is a predicted model, not a curated record.
CCAAAUUUAAAAUAAAUGACACAAAUUCUUUUCCGAUUCGUAUAUUUUGAAAAUGUUCACCAAAAAUUUACAAUAAAAACGAUUUUGUCACUUGUGUUUUUGUAGGCAUUAUUAUAUUGUAUACCGUAUAUAUUUUGAAGCAGUUUGUAAUUUUGUUAGUCCAGGUGUAAGAAUCUAAAUCUAUGUGGUAGCAGGCAUGUUGAUAAGUAAAGUUCCGGACAGCGAUGGGGGUAAGGGCGAGAGUAACGAAGUCUCCAGCGAUGAGACCAACUCUCACGACUACCAGACAGCUAACGAGCUGUUUGAACUGAUGGCAAAGAACCAGAAUUUUGACACAAGCAAUGUUGAUACACUGACAACCAGAGACUUGGUUCUACUGUAUAAGAAUAUCGACUUGGGUACGAAGCUUAUGUCGAACGCCAACGAACUGAAGCACAGGAGGCCGAACCAGCGCGUGGAGACCGUCGUGUACAACGACGAGCCCGAGUCGGACGCGUCGGACGUCAGCGACAUCUACAGCAGCGAGGACCUCACCAACGUGUUCCUCAUCAACAAGGAGAGGCUGGACCUCCUGAACGCGCCCUCUUCAGUAGAAAACACUCUUUGCCACAAAUUCGGAAACGUUGAGUUACAAACCUCUGACCUUACCACCACAUAUGAUAAACAUUUUUUAUUCAAAGACCCGUACAUAGAAGAACAGCUUAAAUGCUUAAAAUUAAAGAGCAACUCUACGGAGGUUGAAGGCGCAGUACUCCCAGCUUCGCUAUUAGAUUAUAUUUGCUGCAAACGGUUAGAAGAUAAUUAUAACUUUUAUAUGGAAAAUAUAAUAAGAUAUGUUAAACAUACUAUCGAACAAUUGAAACGAAUCAGCAACGGUGAUUAUCUAACUGAGAAAGCUAAAGAAAAGUGGCGGGAAGUGGAUAAUUCUGCCGAAGAUGAUCGUUUAAGUAAUACUAAGGUCCUCGCGACAUCCACUAGCAUACCACUGCAUGUGGAGCGUAAGGUUGGGGGGAAAAAAUCUACAUGGGAUGAUAUAGUUCAUUCAGCAGUAGAUAUUAGAUCUCUAUCAAAAAUACUUGAAAAGAAAAUCAUCGUUGAAGUUCCAAAACUUCUCUGUGGGUCUUAUAAGCUUUUGAGUAAAUGCUGUGCGGAUAAUGUAAUAAUAAGUUGUAAGAAAGAAAAGCGGCCUGAAAACGAAACAUCGGGAGAGUCACGCGUUGACGUCGUGUUUCAACUGAAACGUUCUGAGACUGGACAAGUUAUGAGUAACAUCAGCUCAAUUAUGAUUCUACAAACUGCUCCGAUGUCAUGUGAUCCAAGAGAAGCGGUGAGCUGCUUACCUGUCGCCUUACCUUUGCCGUAUAAAGAAUUAAACAAUGAAACGAAUUCUCCUAAAAGUAGUGUCAAAAUAAUAGAACUAGAACCCAUUGCCUGUACGACUGAAGAAAAAACAAGAGAGGGGUCUCCUGAUUCUCGUUGCAGUGCUCGUGGCGACAAUGUGAUUGACAGUAUUGAUUAUGCGUGCAGUGAUGAUGGGUGUGCAUCUUUGAAAAAUUCAACGUUUCAAGAGUCAAGCGAGUCUAGUGAUGCAUUAAGGGAAGUAUUGCAGAAAAAAUUUAAACAUGCUCAGCAAGAUGCAGCCGCUGAUGUUAAGUUCGCGGACGACUUACGUUUGACAAUACAAAAACUGACUAUGCAAAGUGCUUUAACAGAAGAAAGUGGUGAAGACAUGUCCUUAUCUACAGUGAAUAAGAAGAAAUCGCCGACGCGCGUCAGAAUAAAAUCGCCAUACGAGAAUCAAUCGUUUAUCAUGGAAGAGAAGAAACGAAGAAAGCUGUUAGAAAUACGAGAGAGACGUGAAAGGAAGAAAAUGGCAUUAGCAGAAAACUGCAAAAUUACCAAACAUAAAUAUGGAAAGGGAGCAAUAAUGCCUCAGUCUGCUAGCUCUGUUACAAAAUUAUCAAUAUCUAAUAAGUCCUUUUACAACUCUAUUUAUGGGCAAAGUGCUAAUGUGGAUUGCAAACAAACAAAAGGGAGAAACCGCAAGGGAGCAAAGCGAGAAGUAGUUGAUGCUACAAGUGAGGGGUUUGGCGGCGAACAUGAGGUGACUCUGCUAUCGCCGGUGAAGAACAGCAAGAAAUACAUCAAUAGGAGCUACUACUUGGAUGAUGCCGUUACAGAAAUGAUGUACAUGAACAUGAAGCGCAAAGAAGGAGAUGGGAAAGAAUUAUGUUCUACUUCUACCUCAGUUAUAUCAAAUGAUUUCCAUAACAAUUUGAAUUUACUUUCACAGCUUAUAGGACCUUCUGAAUCUGAAAUAAAUAUUGCUGACGACGAACUGACCGGUGAUGAUAACACACAAGUGUUGGAGGAGACAGCGAAUGCCGAUGGAAGCGUCGAUGGGAAUUCAGUUAAGGAAUUGCUUACAAAUAAGAGUGCACUCCACGCAGUACCGUCGAAUUCCCCAAAAGUUGAACAAGAUAAGACUGAUCCGAAGAAGACUCCCACUUCCACCGUCGAAUGCAGAAAAAGUAUAGAUAAAAUUUACACAUUGAUGAAGAAGUUUGGAAAGUCUCAAGAUACUGAAAGCAAGUCCUCCAAAAGUAAAUACUAUUCUAGUCACACUGGUGAUGGCAAUGGAGGCAGAGAAAGUUCCACUUUUCAAGGCAGUGACAGUGGAACUAGCCUUAAACAUCACUUAACAUCCUCUAAUCCUAGUUGCUUUAGUUUUGAGAAAAGUAAUUGUGAAGCUUUAAAAUGUAACAAUAAUUAUAAUCGAAAACCAGGCAGCCCCGCAGCUGUCGUUCCUAAAGUAAUCAUUAGUUCCAAAAUGUCAUCACAGACACCAAAGAGUGAUUCAGACAGAAAUAAGAAAGAUCGAAGGAAGUCAAUUGCUAGUCCUAUUAUUAAAGUGCCGGAGAACCCAUUGAGAGCUAUAUCGCAACUAUUGCAUGAGUUUGAAAAUGUACAAAAAAAUAGACAAAAACCAGCAACUGAAUCAAGGCCGUCAAAGAAACCACUGGAAGUUGUAACAUCUGAAGGAAAAAGUAUUUCACGACAAAAUUCUUUGAAAAGACGCUCACGACUGGAUCAACAUAAUGAUGCUCAGACUGAAAGAUGCGUUAGGGUCGUUACACCCAAGGAUAAAAAGAACAGAUCUUUUCCAACAAUGGAUUUACCAAAAAUCCCGUAUCAACAAAGCCCUGUCGACGAAAAACACGUCACCGCCCCAAAAAAGAAACUAACGGAUAUGUUAGAUGAAGCUAAAGAAGCUAGAGGCGAAGCAGUUCGAGGACCGUCUAAGUUAACAUCUAGAUUAAACUCACUAGCACAGCCUAAGAGGACGUACGUUCAGGCUCACAGUGAAGAGUACCAGACUAAGUAUGGAAAAAAUCUAAUGGCAGAUAGACUGCAAAGAUUAGCUGCAGCUCAAACACCUUUGGCUUCAGAUAGAAAUACUGGGUCUGCGAAUUCUAGAAGUAAAGGAAAACGAAGUGGCACUGAGGCCCUUUCCGCUGUAUCUGUGAAACUGACACCGCCGUCUGUGCCAUCUUUAGAGCGACCAGCAAGAACUCGACACUCGACCAGCAACAGUCCCGAAGGAAAAGAAAGGCUGUGCCAAGGGGUGGGGUCGUCCUACAAACAAAUUACCGUGCCUGAAACGCCCGAAACAUUAAAGAAAAAGAUGGUGGCUGUUGAAUCGUACGUAAAAAAUCAUUAUGGACGCGCCACAUCUACGGCAGCCGUGAACGAACCUCAAAGUGUCCAAAAGUCGCGGGUCCCGCUCUUACCGAACGACAUCGAUCUAGAGUCUUCGACAUCAACUCCUACAGCAGAGGAGUCUACCGAGUUAGGAAGCAGGCUGCAUAACAUUAUUAAUACCAUGAUUAAAAGUACUUCACAAGGUUUAGAGGUUCUGACUGAAUGCCAAGAAAGCAACUCUGAUAAAAGUAGAGAAAAUUUGGACGACUUUUCACUUGUGGAAAACUUGUCCAGAUCCGAACGAGUGUCGUGUGACUCCGACUACGCCGUGGAUGUUUUAAACGAUAAAAAUGUAGUAACGACCGUUGAAGCUUUUGAUAAGGCCACCAAAGACGAACAAGAAGAAAUAAGUGUAGUUGAAGAAAAUGCUUUGAAAUACGAUGUACAACCUUUCAAAUCAGUUACUGAAUUGGAAAAAUUAGAAAAUGCUCUUUGUCGCCGUAUCUCGGUAGGCACCUUUCAAAAGAGAUUAAGAAUUAAAAAUCUAACUUUGACACCAAAGCAAUCUAUGAAACAAGUAUUUGUUCUACAGUCGGGAGACGCAGGUUCUCUUUUUGUUAAGGCCUCUAUAGCUUCCAACUUAAGUAAAACAAAAACAGAAAACUUGACAGAUUUCACAACUUUACCUGUUUUAUCUAAAUCUCAUUUAGACUGGAGUUUUGCUAAUUUUCCUAUGCAACUUGCAACUGUCGGGUAUUCUUUUCCUGAAUAUAAAUCAAUCCAAUGUGGUUCUAAUUCCUUAGUCAAAUUAUUUGAUGAAGUUUCGAAAAGUUCAGACGACGAAAUAGUAUACCAUAAAAAAAACAAUAAGACAGAUAAGGACAGUCAAUGUUUUAAGGGUGCUCAAUUUCAGCCCAAGUCAGAGCAAGCUGCGCAGGUUGAUGUGUCUGCUUUAAUGACUGCAGAAAAAAGUACUCAUGUACUAAAUCCAGAAAAAGAAAUUGACCUAACUGCAACGAAGUGUGAUGAAACCAAAGUAGAAAAUAAGCAUGCAUUAAAAGACUUCUGUGAUGAUAAAAUAACUGUAGAGAAAUUAUUUGAUAGGAAUCAGUCACCUAGCGAAAUUUCAAAUAAAAUGAAGGAAAACGGUUCUGAACUAGGAAAUCCUGACGACAUUGAAUAUACAACGUCUUUGGAUAUACUAGUAGGACUUUUAAAUGAAAUUCAGAAAAUUACUACUUGUCAAACUGAAAUUACUAACAGUGAUAAAAACAACGACGUAAAUGAUGGAAGUAAACUUGAACUGGAAACCAUUUUGAAUAAAGCAGCUGAACUAGAAAAUUCUAUAAAGAGCAGUCCUUGCGAGAUGAUCUCUUUCACGUCUUUGGAUAAAUUACGUCAACUGGAGUCUAAUCAGAGUAUUUUCUCGUAUUACUUAUCUGAUUAUGAAGGGUCUGAUAUAAGCAACAAGACUAAAGCUAGCAAAUUUAUUUUUCCCCCAGAAAUAGUACCAUUUAGUCCUAAGCCAAUUUACGCUGACAAAGAAGUGAACGUCGAUCUCGUUGAGAAAGAGUUGGUACAUAGUUUUACGGACACUCCUUCUCAGAUUUUCCCGAUAAGCAUCAACCACAGUACCAACAUGACCAGUUCUUUGAUGGGCGUACUCAGCGAGCCCUCCACGCAGUCAAUGUUCUCGUUUGCCGAAUACCACUCUGCAUUUUCCUCCGUCUCAUCAGUGGAACACAGCAGCGUUAUAGAGAUUCCACAAGUUACAAUUACAACUGAAUCAAACCACUCUGUUUCCAUUUGCGAAGUUAACCGAACUAUUGAACAAUCGAAUGAAAAUAACUCAUACAGAAAGAAAAUCGAAUCCUUUCAAACCGACAGAAUUCAAAAGAGUGUGAAAAUUACUAAGACCAGAUAUCGGCUGAAAUCUGAGUUCCUUCCGAUUAUGAAAGUGAAGAGAGAUAUUCUGGUAACAGUUUACUCAAUUUUGGUGUUUACUGUAUUUGCUGCUUUGUCGUUCCCCGAAAGGCUAUUCCAUGUUUGUGAGAGUCUCAUAAUAUAGAUCAUA